AUGCUAGCACCGGUUACCACACGGACGAAGACUAUCGCCAACGGCCCCACCCGAACAUCCAAGCCACUGACCAUAGUUACCCAACAGACUCACCAGACAGUGGAGCAGCAAAAGGGAACUCGGAUCGAUGCCAAGACUGCACGGACAUGCACCAUCCUGAAAUUGGUCACUUUAACGGAGACAAAGGGGACUAGUGGUGUGCCAGUGUUAGGCGAGAACGAAGACAGUUCAGCUGAAAUAUUUGCAAUGAGUGGUGGAGCUCUUAUCAGUGGCCGCCGCAGAGCUUGCCCCCUCAUCAAAUCCAUAUGCUCCACCAUUCUGCGCCGCGGGGCCCACAAGUCGCCCGAUAACGCCUUGUUGCCCCAUUCGCCAUUGCAGUCCAAAAUGCAGAGGUUGCUGAGUAAUGAGAUCCAAUAUCAGUGCGAUUACGCUCCUCCUCACCAGCCUCUAACGGAGUACGAUGGAUUCUCGGUUGAAGAUCGACCUGGUGAGCAGUUAAUCACGUUGAGUGGGAAAUCGACUGAGGAUGAGAAUAUAAAAAUUGAUGCGACUAUGUUUGAUGGGUUCAUAGUUGAUCGAAUUAAGGACGAAAGGGGCACCCGGGAAAAGCCGCGGUUUCAUAUUAGCAUGUUGGUCGAUAUACGGAAAGGAGAAAGGAGUGAUGCAAUAAAAUUUGUCUGUUCGGCCUGGCCCGAUUCAUUGGAAAUUCAGAAAGUGUUCGUUUACAAACAUGACGAAUCAUCGCCUCGAUUCUACAUGGGUCCUGAUUUCAAAGCAGUAAUCCAGCAUGAAGUUCACGUUUUUAGCCAAAAUGCGGUCUCCAUAUUGAACCUGUACACGAAUCUCCAGAUUGGAUUUUACCAGUUCCUGGAUGUAAGGGGAGUAAAUGAUAAACUUGCACUGUUUUUGCAUAAGUACAUUGCGAACAAAGACAGGAUUGAGCUGAUACAGUGGAUGAAAGGACUCUUUUUUACCAUGAAGCACAUUAAACAGUCAUUGCGGAAAAUUCUUUGGAUGCAUAUGGUUCCUGUGGCAGCUGCGAAAAGAUUGGAUUUGUUCUUUGUGGUUCGGCAGAAAAGAAUAUGGAUAUAG
Messenger RNA from Striga asiatica, 1092 nucleotides. The record is from the annotation of a GenBank genome assembly. NCBI's taxonomy places the organism in Eukaryota, Viridiplantae, Streptophyta, Magnoliopsida, Lamiales, Orobanchaceae.